AUGCCAAAACUUGAAGAAGCCACUAUAAACAUAUAUGAAUAUCCAUAUCCACUUACAUCAGAAGUACAUAUUCCAGAAGGAAUGUUCCAAAAUUGCAAAUCUUUGAAGAAAUUUACAUCAAAUGGAACAUCAAAAGUUUAUCAAUAUGCAUUCAUGGCAUGCACGGCACUCGAAACUCUUUCUACACCUGAUAUUGAUGAGAUUGAACAAUAUGCUUUCGCAUAUUGCACAAAUCUUAAGUUCACAAUCUAUGGAACAUUAUUAAAAGUUGGUGAUUACGCAUUCGCUUACUGCCAAAAUAUCAAAAUUAACACUUAUAACUUUACAGAUGCUGGAAAAUAUAUAUUCAUCGGAAGCCAGGCAAUAUCAACACUUGAUAUCAAUAGAUCUCUUGGAGAAUAUGAGUUCUAUUCAUGCCAACAGUUAACAUCUAUUAAACUUCAUGAAAAUAUCAAUACAAUACCAAGAUAUUGCUUUGCAAAUUGCACAAAAUUGACAUCCGUUCAAUUUCCAAAGGUUUCUAGACUCCAAAUUGGAUUGUCUUGUUUUGAGAGUUGCACAAGCUUGAGCUCAAUCGGAUUUGAUAACAUUAUGAUGGGUCAACUUGGAGGAUAUUGCUUCGCUGACACAAAAAUUGAAAGUUUGAAACUCAUCAACACAUCAACUGAUAUUAAAGAUUUUUAUAGAUGCCCUAUUAAAUCAUUGACAAUAGGUGGAGCAACAACAGCCAUUGCAGAUGGAUCCUUUGAAGAAUGUACAAAGUUAGAGAAAGUUGUUAUUCAAAAAGAUGCCUUUGGUUUUAAUGUACUUGCAUUCAUGAAUUGCGAUAAAGUAAAGUUCGAGUUUGAAUCUGGAAACGAAAUAAUUAAUGAAAGUAAUGGAAUUGUUACAUGUCAUGUUGAAGGUGUUAGCAAAAAUAUGACAAUAUUGGUUGCAGUUCUUCCAUCAUACAAUGAGAAAACAUUUUCAUUAUCUGAUUCAUAUGAUAGCAUUCUUCCAGGAGCAUUUUACUUUGCAGAAAAGGUUGAGAAGAUUGAAAUAACUAAACCAAUACUUGGCAAUUUACAGAAUAGUAGAUACCUUAAAGAAUUGACAAUCAGUAUCAGCAACUAUUCAGAUCCAUUUAUUAUUGACCAAAAUUUCUGCGAUAGUAAUGCUAAACUUAAAAAACUCACAAUAGAAAAGGCUGUACCAUUCAUCGAUGACCAAGCAUUUAAUAAUUGCACAAAGCUUAAAGAAGUUACCUUACCUGAAAGUAUUUCCUUUGGCCAGAAUGUUUUCGCUCUCUGCACAGAUUUAGAGGAGAUAAAGAUCCCAUUAUUUACUGACAAGUUAAUUACAGUAUAUACACCAACAGUGGAUAUUCAAAAACGACCAUCGGGAGAGUAA
Trichomonas vaginalis G3 is the source of this 1389-nucleotide messenger RNA. RefSeq names its product leucine-rich repeats (6 copies)-containing protein. The transcript has a single exon. Bases 1 to 1389 code for a protein of 462 amino acids. The record is from RefSeq and is a predicted model, not a curated record. Lineage: Eukaryota; Parabasalia; Trichomonadida; Trichomonadidae.